Aureococcus anophagefferens is the source of this 1194-nucleotide messenger RNA. RefSeq lists its product as hypothetical. The record is from RefSeq and is a predicted model, not a curated record. Gene Ontology annotation, molecular function: metal ion binding. NCBI's taxonomy places the organism in Eukaryota, Pelagophyceae, Pelagomonadales, Pelagomonadaceae. The transcript has a single exon. Bases 1 to 1194 code for a protein of 397 amino acids.
AUGGGCUUCGUGCUCUCAGACAGCAAGCCCGAGAGCGAUGCGACCGAGGCGCCGGGCCUCGUGCUUGCAAAGUCCAGCGAGUCGCAAGGCCUCGCGCCUGCAAAGCCCAGCGUGCUCGUCGGCCAGGUCGUGCACCGGCGGCGCCUGAGCAAGAAGCUGUGCUUCCUCGACGUCGUAGCCGACGGCGAGCGCUAUUGCCUCGUGGCGAAGAGCGAGGUGCUGGGCGUGGCGACGGCCUGCGGCCUCGCGGGCGUCAAGAAGGCCACGGACGUGCGCGCGGGCGACGUCGUGCGCGCCGCGGGGGUCUGGGAGGACGCGGCGACGCUCGUCGUCGACGGCCGCCUCGACGUCGUCGACCGCUGGGACACGGCCGCGCGCGGCUCCUUCGCGCCGGUGCCGCCGCCGCCGAGCGGCAAGGCGCUCGCGCGCGUCGAGGUCUGCAAGUACUGGGUCAACACGGGCGCCUGCAGCGGCGGCGCCGCGUGCCGCUACGCGCACGACGGCUCCGCGCGCGCGGCGGCGGCGAACGCCUGGGUCGCGUCGAAGCGGCUCGAGCGGCGGCGGCUCCGGGGGCAGCCCGACGACCUCGCGGCCCACGACGAGUCGUCGAACGCGUCGCGGCACCGGAUCGUCGCCGAGUUCCUGCUGAAGCACGUCGGAAGAGACGCGCUCGCGGCGGCGCCGGUCCUCGACGUCGCGGGAGGCCGCGGCGGCCUCGCCUUCGAGCUCCAGGUCAUCCACGGCGUCGAGACCGUGCUCGUCGAGCCGCGGGUCUACGAGAAUCGCCUCACGCGGCGGCAGCACAAGAUCCUCAAGAAGCGCGGCGAGGGCGCGGCGCGCGUCCCGCGGCACGUCGCCGCGGCCGUCGGCGGCGACUUCGACGACGGCGCGCUCGUCGCGGGCUGCUCGGCGCUCGUCGGGCUGCACGCGGACCAGGCGACGGAGUGGAUCGUCGACGAGGCCCUGCGUCUGGACAAGCCGUUUUUGGUGGUCCCCUGCUGCGUCUUCCCGUCGCUCUUCGCCGCGCGGAUCCACCCGGUGACCGCGGCGCCCGUCGUCUCGCACCAGGACUUCGUCGAGUACCUCCUCGCGAAGCGCUACGCGUCCGGGGGCGCCGUGCGCCACGCGAUCCUGCCCUUCGCCGGGCGGAACCAGUGCGUCUGGGGCGUUCCCGAGGCGACGCCGCCGGAGUAA